CCAUCUCUUCUUCUUCUUCUUCUUCUCCUCCUCCUUCUCUCAUCGCCCUUCUCUGUCUUCCCCCCGCGAUCGACCCUUGGUUGCCUUCUCCUCCUCUCUGCAACCCCAGCGACCACUCACCUUCCAACGAACCCGCCCGUGCUAGAAGCUGUCGCCAAGAUGGCGAAGAAGGACGUUGUCUUGUAUCCUCGCAUUUCGAAGAAGCCUCCGUUCACCGUUGAAGCCCCCGGCUUCGAACCUGUCAAGGGAGAGACCAUUCCUCGUAGACAUCCCGCUGCCAAAGAUGGAUUGAUCACUUCCCCCGACCCGGAGAUCACCACAGUAUACGAUAAUCUCAGGUGGAGUGUCAAAAAGUACGGCAACAAGAAGGCCAUUGGAUCCCGACGUCUCAUCCGAACCCAUGUCGAGACCAAAAAGGUCAAGAAGCUCAUCGAGGGAGUCGAGCAGGAAGUCGACAAGGAAUGGACUUUUUUCGAGCUCAGCGGCUACACCUUCAUGACCUUUAACGAGUAUGAGACUCUUGCGCUGCAGCUAGGAGCCGGUCUGCGAAAGAUUGGCCAUGAGAAAGACAGCCGCAUUCAUCUGUUCAGCGCUACAAGCGCCCAUUGGCUGGCCCUGUCUCAUGGUGCUGGAUCCCAGUCUAUCACAAUCGUUACAGCCUACGACUCCUUAGGUGAAGAGGGUGUCAAGCAUUCCCUCCUCCAAACCCACAGUUCCACCAUCUUCCUCGACCCCAGCCUCCUUCCUGUGCUCAUGAAGGUACUGGAAGAUGCAAAGGACCUGAAGAAUGUGAUUUAUGAUUCCGCUUCCGAGGUGAAGCAGGACAACCUCGACAAGCUUAAGUCUGAAUUCAGCCACCUCAACGUCAUGUCCUUUGAAGAAUUGCGAAAGCUUGGAGAAGAGAAUCCGGUAGAUCCUGUGCCUCCUUCUCCAGAGGACCUUUGCUGCAUUAUGUACACUUCUGGAUCAACUGGACCUCCUAAGGGUGUCUCUCUUAAGCACAAGAAUGUGGUGGCAGCUAUGGCCGGUGCCAAUACUGUUGUUGGUGAACACCUUGGCCCCAGCGACGUCCUCCUCACAUACCUUCCACAGGCUCAUAUUCUGGAGUUCGUCUUUGAAAACAUUUGCUUGUACUGGGGCGGUACCAUGGGCUAUGGCAGCCCCAAGACGCUCUCGGACACCUCUAUGCGGAACUGCAAAGGUGAUAUUAAGGAGCUGAGACCAACUAUUCUUGUUGGUGUGCCCAUGGUUUGGGAAACCGUCAAGAAGGGCAUUCUCGGCAACGUCAAUAAGAGUAGCGCGAUCGUCAAGGGACUUUUCUGGGGAGGUCUUGCCGCUAAGUCGUUCUUAAUGUCCACAGGUCUUCCUGGAGCUGGCGUGCUGGACGCCAUCGUCUUCAAGAAAUUGAAGGAGGCUACCGGUGGUCGCCUCCGAAUUAUGCUCAGCGGUGGAGGCCCAAUCUCCAAGGAAACGCAACAUUUCCUUUCCAUGGCUAUUUGUCCUAUGAUCAACGGAUACGGUUUGACGGAAACCGCUGCUAUGGGUGGGUUGAACGAUCCUAUGACAUGGAACCCUGACGCAAUUGGCGAAGUUCCUGCUUCGGUGGAAAUGAAGCUAGUCGAUUUUGCCGAAGCCGGUUACUUUACCAACAGCAACCCCCCGCAGGGUGAGAUCUGGAUUCGUGGAGGCAGUGUUGCUGAAGGUUACUUCGACAACGAGGAAGAGACAAAGGCCGCUUUCACGGAUGACGGCUGGUUUAUGACUGGAGAUAUCGGUGAGUUCGAUAAAUACGGCCACAUUAAAGUUAUCGACCGCAAGAAGAACCUUGUCAAGUCGUUGAAUGGGGAAUACAUCGCCCUUGAGAAACUGGAGUCUAUCUAUCGUUCUGCGCAUGUUGUUGCAAACAUUUGCAUCUAUGCCGCUCCAGACCAGUCCAAGCCGGUCGCUAUCAUCGUUCCUGCGGAGCCUGCCCUUCACCAGUUGGCUCAGCAGAAUGGAAUCAAGGGAGAUAGUAUUGGCACAUUGGUGCAUGACUCUAAGCUCAACUCUAUUAUCCUGAGAGAAAUGCAACAAGCCGGCAGAGCUGGUGGUCUUCGGCCGUUUGAGAUAAUCGAGGGCGUUGUGCUUUCUGAUGAGGAAUGGACUCCCCAGAACGGUUUCACUACUGCUGCCCAGAAGCUCCAACGCAAAAAGAUCAUCACCAAAUUCCAAAAGGAAAUCGAUCGAGCUUACGGCAAAUCUUAAGGACCAGGCGACCGAGUCCAGCCUUUUGAUUGAUGUUGAAUCUCCGAAGGCAGAUCUUCCGAUGCUCUUUACCCAAGCUGGUACCCUAUGUCUUCAAAUAACGCCCUUGUUUGCUUUUCAGUUGAACGAUAUCUUGAUUGCCAAUAGUUAAUACCUGGUUUCUUUUAUUAUCUGAUUUCUGUACCGCUUUUGGGCUGCGUUCUUCGUGAAUUUCUGCUAUCAUGGCUUUACGAAUAGCUGCGGUAUUGUAAAUUACGGCUAUUGAUACCUCGAGACUCU
Molecule: messenger RNA, 2523 nt
Organism: Coccidioides posadasii C735 delta SOWgp
Lineage: Eukaryota; Fungi; Ascomycota; Eurotiomycetes; Onygenales; Onygenaceae
Gene: FAA4
Product: long-chain fatty acid-CoA ligase
Biological process (GO): long-chain fatty-acyl-CoA metabolic process; long-chain fatty acid metabolic process
Cellular component (GO): lipid droplet; endoplasmic reticulum; plasma membrane
Molecular function (GO): long-chain fatty acid-CoA ligase activity
Source: RefSeq, a predicted model, not a curated record